AUGUCCGAGACUAUAUCCUCUCACCUGCCGACCCUGGCCACCGACGCCCAUGUCAAGUAUGUCCAGGGCCUCGACUCCAAAACUGACGAGGUGGAUUACUGGCUCACCGAGCAUCUCCGUCUGAACGGUGUCUACUGGGGGCUCAACGCUCUGCAUCUUCUACGUCGCCCCGACGCUCUCCCUCGCCAAGAAACCAUAGACUUUAUUCUUUCCUGCCAGCAUGAAAGCGGUGGGUUUGGCGCUGCCCCGGGCCACGAUGCGCACAUGCUGUCUACCGUAAGCGCGGUCCAGGUUUUGACCAUGGUUGACGGUCUCGAUGAUCUCGAGGCACGGGGCGCAGGGGAGGGAAAAUUACAAGUUGGAAAAUUCAUGGCCGAAUUGCAAAAUCGCGAAACUGGAAGCUUCUUUGGCGACGAGUGGGGCGAGGAAGAUACACGAUUCCUCUAUGGAGCCUUGAACGCGUUGUCGUUGCUGAAACUGCUGCAUCUCGUAGAUGUCAAGAAGGCUGUCGAGUUUAUCGCGAGUUGUGCCAACUUUGAUGGCGGUUUCGGUGCCAAGCCUGGCGCCGAGUCACACUCGGCGCAAAUUUUUACAUGUCUUGGGGCACUCUCUAUUGCCAAUCGCCUCGACCUCGUCGACAAGGAGAAGCUAGGCCGAUGGCUCAGUGAGAGGCAGCUGCCAGGAGGAGGGCUGAAUGGCCGACCAGAGAAGACGGAAGACGUGUGCUAUAGCUGGUGGGUGUUGUCGAGCCUGGCCAUGAUCGACCGAACGCAUUGGAUCGACCGGGAUGGCCUCAUCAAAUUCAUCCUGAGCGCGCAGGACUCCAAGAAUGGCGGGUUCUCAGAUACGUCCGGAAAUAUGACAGACGUUUUCCACACAUGUUUUGGGUUGGCUGGGCUGAGUCUGUUGGGGUAUCCAGACCUUGAGCCGGUAGAUCCUCGAUACUGCAUGCCCAAGCGUAUUACCGAAAAGGCGUUGGGCUAA
Messenger RNA from Cordyceps fumosorosea ARSEF 2679, 984 nucleotides. RefSeq names its product geranylgeranyltransferase beta subunit. The record is from RefSeq and is a predicted model, not a curated record. The transcript is spliced from 2 exons. Gene Ontology annotation, molecular function: Rab geranylgeranyltransferase activity. NCBI's taxonomy places the organism in Eukaryota, Fungi, Ascomycota, Sordariomycetes, Hypocreales, Cordycipitaceae. Gene Ontology annotation, biological process: protein geranylgeranylation. Gene Ontology annotation, cellular component: Rab-protein geranylgeranyltransferase complex. Bases 1 to 984 code for a protein of 327 amino acids.